Molecule: messenger RNA, 3009 nt
Organism: Rhodotorula toruloides NP11
Lineage: Eukaryota; Fungi; Basidiomycota; Microbotryomycetes; Sporidiobolales; Sporidiobolaceae
Exons: 2
Coding region: 1-3009 (1002 amino acids)
Source: RefSeq, a predicted model, not a curated record
AUGCCCUUCCUGCGGGCUCUGCGCUCUUCUCCCCUCCCUCACUCGCUGAGCGACAAGCCGGCCGGUCCGCUCUCCUCGCACGACGCCGACUCCUCUGCCGCCGCCAUGCUGGUCAUGCCGCAGCCCGCAGACACCCUCCAGGCUGGUCCCAGGAGGCUGAAGCGCGACGACAACAAGUUGAAGAACAGGGUCUCGAUGGCCUUCAAGAAGCCCUUCUCCUUGUCCAAGCCGCCGCGCUCGCCUGAACCCCAUGUCGCCCCGUCGCACCAUCCUCCUCCUUACUCUGCCGCCCAGCCGGCUUCUCAACCGAAGACUCGACCCUCGACCGCCCCUCCGGCUCGCCGUUCCUCAGCUGGCAGCGGAGGACGCAGCAACAAGCCAACGCACCCAGCGUCGGACGGACUCGUCGCUCGGCGCUCCCACAUCGGCGCAGGCGCCGUCGGGACGUCGCCUCCUCUCCCGCCCCUUCCUGCGGCGACGCCUCGCGUGACGGACGCCCAGGCGAUCCAGCUUCUCGGCGCCGACUUGAGCGCGCAGCUCAACCCUCUCCUGCCCCGGAACUCGUUCGGUCCCGACUUUCAGCAAAGCAUGAACGGCUUGGGAAUUGGUAUCGAGCAGCAGAUGCAGUCGCAGUCGAGGACGAGAACGCCUUCGCCCGUUUCGACGCCGCCUCCGCAGGUUGAGAUCAAGCCGUUGCAGAUCAGGCGCAGGUCGCCUUCGCCGCCAACGGGUCAGCCGCAACAGCGUCCGCUCACCAUUUCGGGCGACCUCGAGAAAAGGCGGUCUUUGCUCGUCAAGGACAACGGCCAGAUGACCGAGGCCAAUCGUCGACUUUCGAUGAUGAAGCGCGGGCCGCCUAUCCUGUCGUCCGCCUCCGCAAACAGCUCGACCUCGACGCUCGAGGUGUCGGCUUCGGCAGCUGCUCAUGCCGUCGACUCGCUCGAGCCGAAGAUCGUGACGCUUCCGCCUCGCGUACCGUCACCUCUCGCCGUACCGCCAGUUCAGGCGCUGCGAGACGACGAUGCAGCUCUCAGCAGUCGCGACAGGAUCGCCAAGCUGCGAGGCGGGCGUUCGAGUCUCUCCGGCGCUUCGGGUCAAACGGCGCAAGCUGCAGGCGUUGCAGCUCUUCGCGCGGUGAACAGGAAGGACGCGACCAAGAGCCACACCAUUGCGGAUGCGCCGGCCGGCUUCGACGUCUCGUUCGUCCAGAACGCUGCCAAGUCGACCUACACGCCUCUCAAGCCGCUUCAUCUGCCGGCCGCUGCAGCGAGGUCCGCCGCGCCUCUCCACCCGGUUGUGGUCAAGUCCACUCUGCCUCCGCCGCCAGUCCCGCCUGCGCCCAAGUCGAGCAACCGAUACUGCCUGCGACCGACUGUCGACGCAGCGACGCAGACACCCAAGUGUUGGGCGAACAUCUCUUCGGCUUCAACGGCGAGGCCAGCGGUUCGCAACCACCGUCGCAGCUGGACUGCAUCGGUUUCGACGCCGCCGCAGGCGUACUCGUCUUUCCCCGUCCCGUCACCCCUUCCGCCGCCUGUCCCGCCUCACGACACGCCGCCACAGAAGCACACCAUGCCAUCUCCGUCCAUCUACUCGGUCGCGUCCUUCGACAUUCGCCCAUCUCGCAACGGCGGGACUCGCGCGAGUCGAGCCGGCCAGGCUUCGCUCUUUGGCGGGACGGAGGAUCUCGACGAAGUUGUCGAGAGCGUCGAGGAGCGCUCGCCUGAAGCGCAGGCCGAGGCGACACCGGUCAAUUACGACGUGCCUUACCUGUCGCCCUUGCCGGACGAGGCGUCGAUGCGGGCGUUCGACUUGCUCGCCACGCCAAUGCCGCUCUCCCUCCCUCAGUCGUCCCCUACUCCGCCGGCAGCAUCGCGUGGAGGGCAGUCGCCUGUCGACGAGAGCACCCCGACGGUCACGCCGGUUCCGCCCGCCUCCUCCGCGUUCGUUCCGACAACCCCGCGCAGCAGCUCACCUGUUGCGGCGCACAACUUCGCCUGCACUCGCACUCGCUCUCGCACGCCCUCGCCUGUCCCUGCGCUGUCACACUCGCACUCGAGCAGCUCCGACGAGUCUGAGCCGGAAGGCGACGAGACGGCAAGCUCGUCUCUCUCGCAGCGCAGGCCUAGCGAGCCUCUCACCCCGCCGACAUCUGCGACGUCCAGCACAUUUCGUUCGGACGACAUUGGCCGCGAGGACGACGAGGACGAUCUUGACGAGGCAGCGAUCGUCACCGUUCGUAAGGCGUCGCUCGUUGCGCCCCAAUUGCGCAAGGCUUCGCUCGUCACGCCGCCUGGCUCGCGUCCGCAGUCUAUCCUCCUCCGUACUCGACGAAUCAGCUCGACUGGCUCGCUUCGCAGCAUCGAGGAGGUCCCGCGCAGGCCCAGUGUGGAGAGCGCAAAAAGCCCGUCGCGCUUCCACCUCGACUUGCCUGGCCAAGGUGACGUCCCGCCCAUCCCCGCUGUGCCAUCGCCAAUUAGGCGCGAGCUCAAUGAGGCGGGCUUCCCCUUCCCUUACACGCCGUCGAAGGAGAUCUCGGUGGAGUUGGGAGCGCCGCAGGGAGACGCGGUCAAGACUGAGGCGCCUCUGUCGACCGAGGACGUGCUCGCCAUGCCUGUCAUCAUUCCUCCUACACCUCUCGACGCCCCUCUCCCUCCGCCUCGACCCAGCUCGCCCUUUUCCGCCCUUCUCGCUCUCGACACCGUUCGUCCCGCCUCCGCACCGCCCGAGGAAUCGCCUUCUCUCCCGCUCCGUCGACAGAGCGAGUCGGACAAGCCAAUCUUGCGCUCGCGGACGCCCGGAGCGACGAUGAGCAGGGAGGAGCGUGCGGCGAAGGGACGGAGCUACUUCCUCGUGCAGGCGCUGAUGGGCGAGACUCAGCCCGAGGGAAUGGUGAGGGACUGGGCUAAGGAUGAAGACGACGACAGUGAUGACUGUGCAAGCAUCUUCGGCGGUCGGGCGGAGGUCAGCGACGGGGAGAUGAGCGACAUGGAGGACGAGGUGAACUAG